UUCCACCAUUCAUAAACCCUUCUUCUCAACCCAAAUUUACCACUUUCAUUCUUCCACUCUAUGAACUCUAAACCAAAACAAUGACCACUUUCUCUCUCUGCUCUCAUGUCCCUUCCUUCACGGUUCCUCCUUUUCCUUCUUCACCCUCUAAGAACUCAAUUUUCUGCACCCCCUUCAAAGGAAUCACCAAGCAAUUCGCUUUUUCCAAAAGCACCCUCUUGCAAUUGCAGUCACGGAUAAUUGUCUUCUCUUCUUCAAAGGAUGCGGGCCCCAGUGACAACAUACCAAGCAGCAACUUUUGCAUCAUUGAGGGGCCAGAGACGGUUCAGGAUUUUGUUCAGAUGCAGCUGCAGGAAAUUCAAGACAAUAUAAGGAGCAGGCGCAGUAAAAUCUUUCUUCUCAUGGAAGAGGUAAGGAGAUUACGUGUGCAGCAGCGCCUAAGAAGUGCACAAAAAGUUUUCACUGAAGAGAGAGAUGAGGAAGCAAAUGAGAUGCCUGAAAUUCCAUCAUCAAUUCCUUUUCUUCCUCAUGUGACGCCCAAGACUUUGAAGAAGCUCUAUCUAACCAGCGUGUCAUUCAUAUCUGCAAUAAUUGUAUUUGGUGGGCUUAUUGCGCCGACGCUGGAGCUAAAACUAGGUAUAGGUGGUACCUCAUACGAAGAUUUCAUAAGAAGUAUGCAUUUGCCUUUGCAACUAAGUCAGGUCGACCCAAUUGUGGCAUCCUUUUCAGGUGGGGCAGUUGGCGUAAUUUCAGUACUGAUGUUAAUUGAGGCUAAUAAUGUUGAGCAACAAGAGAAAAAAAGGUGCAAGUAUUGCCAUGGAACUGGAUACUUGGCCUGUGCUCGAUGUUCUGCGAGUGGUGUAUGCAUAAACAUUGAUCCUAUUUCGGUAUCUAGUGCUUCUGUCAGACCUCUGCAAGUCCCUACAACCAGAAGGUGUCCAAAUUGCUCUGGUGCAGGAAAGGUUAUGUGUCCAACAUGCCUUUGCACAGGGAUGAUGAUGGCAAGUGAACAUGACCUGCGAAUCGAUCCAUUUGACUAACAUUAUGCAUGAUCUGGGGACUUAUAAUUUUGUUGUUCUAAAUGUAUUUAAAAAAUAAGAACUCCAUCUCCAAAUUUAGCAAUGAUUUAUUUAUUUUUUAAACACACUGAAUGUAAUAAUACAACUUAAACAUACUGUCUUUAGGCUUUGACAUACCUUCUCCGGGGGUGGAUAAUGUCAAAGUGAUUAGCAAAUGUUAUUUCCAUUUCACAU
This is a messenger RNA of Gastrolobium bilobum, 1253 nucleotides long. RefSeq names its product protein ORANGE-LIKE, chloroplastic. Gene Ontology annotation, cellular component: chloroplast membrane. The coding region runs from base 81 to 1040 and encodes 319 amino acids. The record is from RefSeq and is a predicted model, not a curated record. The transcript is spliced from 8 exons. NCBI's taxonomy places the organism in Eukaryota, Viridiplantae, Streptophyta, Magnoliopsida, Fabales, Fabaceae.